AUGUCGGAAACAUAUGAGAACGCUGUGAUCACCGUGGAGCUCAGCGAUAGCAAGCUGGAGGAGGUCAAGAAGGCUUAUCAGAAUGUGUACUACCAUCCUGAUGAACAAGUACCUGAGGAUCACCUCAAAGUAGCCGAUAUAUGGUACGCGAACUGGUCGGGAUUUCCACCAUGCGUUGCAGCUCUGAGUCAGAUCCCUAGAGUAAAAAUCCUGCAGCUGUCAUCCGCUGGCGCAAACAAUGCUUUACAAUCUGCUAUCAUGUCCAGCGAUGAAGCUAGGAAGCAGAUCAAAGUGUGUUCUUCCUCAGGCAUGCACGUUUUAUCUAUUCCCCAAUACAUCGUUGGGAACGUGAUUAAUUUGUAUAUGAAGCUGCAUAUACAACUACACAUCGCUAGAAGCAAAAGUACCUGGCCAGCUAGGGACCAGGUGGUCGAACGAUGCGGUGUCAGUGGUGAAGCCUUCCCUGGGAAUAGAUCUUUGUCCGGCAAGACCGUGGGCCUUUUGGGGUAUGGUCAUAUCGCUCGGGAAACCGCUAGAUUAUUCAAAGCGUUCAACUGUAAGAUCGUUGCGGCCAACUCGAAAGGAGAUAGACGUGCAGAGGAAGGGUAUCGUAUGCCUGGAACAGGGGAUGCCGAUGGCUCGAUCCCUGAGCAGUUCUAUUCCACCAGCGACGAGCAGUCUUUCCAAGAAUUCCUUGGUCGAUGUGAUAUCUUGGUAGCCAGUCUCCCUUCGACCCCGCAAACUACCAAUAUGUUGAAGCAGAAGCAUUUGGAAUCCCUUCCUCAUGGCUCGGUUUUCGUGAAUGUGGGACGAGGAGAUCUAGUCAAGUCUGAGGACAUUUUAGGAGCACUAGACACUCCAAGGGGCCUGUGGGGUGCUGUGCUGGACGUGACCGAUCCUGAACCUCUGACCGAAGGUCAUCCUCUUUAUACACACUCCAACGUCAUCGUCACUCCGCAUACCAGUGGAAGUGUGGAAGGAUACUUCGAUGUGGGCGCUGAUAUACUCAUCGCUCAAGCUGCCAUGUUAAGAGAGAACAGAGAAGCUUUGAAUGUGGUGGAUCCAGCCAAGGGAUAUUAG
Kwoniella botswanensis is the source of this 1080-nucleotide messenger RNA. RefSeq lists its product as uncharacterized. The transcript has 9 exons. Gene Ontology annotation, molecular function: NAD binding. NCBI's taxonomy places the organism in Eukaryota, Fungi, Basidiomycota, Tremellomycetes, Tremellales, Cryptococcaceae. The coding region runs from base 1 to 1080 and encodes 359 amino acids. The record is from RefSeq and is a predicted model, not a curated record.